ACUGAACUUUAUCGCGCCCCUCGCCUUCCCACAAUUCCCUGUGCUGCGCUCCCGUUGAAAAUGAAUGGGGGCGGAACUUUGUCUCAAGCGAAUUUGGAAGCGGUGUAAACCCUACCAGUACAUACCGUAGCUUCUUCAUACUCUUAUUAGGCCAAACUAAGACAUGUCGAAAAGGUCUGUAGUAUGGCAGCAUUUCAUUGUAGUAAUGGAUGACGCCAAAAAAGUGGAAUGCAAACUCUGCAAACAGCGGUUUGCUUACCAUAGUUCGACAACGAAUAUGACAUAUCACUUGAAAACAGCGCAUCCCCAGUACAGCACGAGCGCCUCCACUGCUAGCUCAGGUUUAACCCAAACCACCUUGGACCAGAAUUCCCCAAUCUCAGAAAAAAGAAAGAGAGAGAUAAUGGAUGGUAUCGUGGACUUCAUUGCCUUGGACAUGAGGCCCGUUAACCUGAUAGAGGGCGUGGGGUUUAAGGAUAUGAUGAAAAUCUUGGAGCCUGGUUACACUGUUCCCAAGAGAGAGACUGUUAUGCAUGCUCUGACAGCGAAAUAUGAGACCACAAAAGAUAAGGUUUUGGAGUCUAUCAAAAACAGCCAGGCAGUAAGUUUUACAACCGAUAUGUGGACCUCACUGAGGAUGGAGUCAUACAUGACCGUAACUGCCCAUUUCAUUACGGAGGCCUGGGGACUGCAGUGUCUUGUGCUGGAGACAAAGCAAAUGGAGGAGAAUCACACCGCCGCCACCAUUGCGCAGAGACUUGGAGAAGUGGCCGACAAAUACGAAAUCCCAGGAUGUAAAAGGGUCGCUGUGGUACACGACAACGCCGCAAAUAUGAUUUUGUGUGCAGAUAUACUGGGGCGGGAUGAGAAAUGGGCAGGCGUUAAAGGAAUCAGAUGUGCUGGACACACCUUACAGCUGUGCAUCAACGCCACUCUCAAUCAAGACCCCAUAUGUCGCACUGUGGUUGCAGCCAGACUCCUUGUGGCUCAUUUUAAGAAGCGAACAAAAGCCAAAAAGGGACUAAAGGAGAAACAAAAAGAACAAAAGGUGGUUGAACAUGUCCUGAUCCAAGACGUUUCCAUGCGGUGGAAGUCUUCUCAGACCAUGUUAGCGCGCCUGAUAGAACAGAGAUGGCCUGUAACAGCAGUGCUCUCCGACCCCAACUACACUGGGGAAAAUGAACGCAACCUCGAUCUCACCCCAGCGCAAUGGAACAUGGCAGAGGACAUUUCAAAUGUGCUGAAGCCCAUUGUCACCCUGACUGAGUUGCAGUCCGAGGAGGAAAAUGCAUCCUUAUCUGCAACCAUACCCAUGCUGGCAAACCUCAAACGCCGCCACUUGGCACCAGUGGAGGACGACAGCCCCACCACUAAGAGUCUUAAAACAAGGCUGGUGGAGGAAUCUGACAACAGAUGGCAGCUCAAAGACCGACUAUUUGAGAGUAGUAUAUACGUCCAAGCAGCAGUCGUAGACCCCCGCUUCAAGCUGCUUUCGUUCCUUGACGAUGCAAAACGGGACGUAGCCUACAUCAACGUGUCCCAGCUGGCCGACCGGUUGAGCGCGGAGGGAGACAGAGACAGCUCUACACCCACGGAUGAAGAGGGACCCGCACCAAAAAGAAAAAAAACAGAUAAGGAGCGGGAGAUUGAUAUGCUAAUGUGUGGAGAUGAGGGAGAGAAAGAGUUUCCGGGGGAUAGCAAAAAAGAAGUUAAGUAUUAUCUCCAAGAUAGAACGAAAGUCGACGCUGGACCACUCGCUUGGUGGGGGAAAAAUGAGGACAGGUAUCCGAGGCUGGCCAGAGCAGCGAAAUACCUCCUCUCGAUUCCGGCGACCUCUACUCCAUCAGAGCGGAUAUUUUCCAAGGCAGGGUUUAUAUUCAAUAAAACGAGGAGCUGCCUUCUGCCCGAAAAUGUUGACAAGCUGGUGUUCCUGUCGCAUAACUUGAAAAGAUUGGGGAAGUAGGCUAUUAAGCGGCACCCCAGGUCUAUGUGAGUAAGUAGGCGAGUCCGAUACAGUUGACAGAUGGAGAAGAUGAAACUAUUAUGCUAAAUGUUUGGAAUAGCCCAUGCUUCUUUUUGUAGCCUAUGCAAGCCAUUUUAUAUGUUCAGCAUUAGAGUUUAAGCUGAUGUUGAUACCAUUUGGGGCUACACCUUGCUCUUUAUUUUGUUAUUCAUGUAUUUAAUUCAUAAUUAAACAUUUACUGUUUAA
This is a messenger RNA of Oncorhynchus masou masou (cherry salmon), 2209 nucleotides long. Its product is annotated as E3 SUMO-protein ligase ZBED1-like. Gene Ontology annotation, molecular function: protein dimerization activity; DNA binding. The transcript is spliced from 2 exons. Bases 164 to 1963 code for a protein of 599 amino acids. NCBI's taxonomy places the organism in Eukaryota, Metazoa, Chordata, Actinopteri, Salmoniformes, Salmonidae. The record is from RefSeq and is a predicted model, not a curated record.